GGGAUGGCAGUCCCAAACACAACAUGGCAACUCAUCUACUCACUCAUGAAAGACUAAAAAAUGGAAACCAACGUAUUUCAUCUUAUGCUCUGCGUCACUUCUGCUCGGACUCAUAAAUCCACGUCUCUUUGCUUUGGCCACUUCAACUCAUAUCCAAGCCUUUUUUUAAUUCAUGAUUUAUUGCUGGAAAUAUCCUUUCAACUCUCAGCACCUCAUGAAGAUGCGCGCUUAACUCCGGAGGAGCUAGAAAGAGCUUCCCUUCUACAGAUACUGCCAGAGAUGCUGGGUGCAGAAAGAGGGGAUAUUCUCAGGAAAGCAGACUCGAGUACCAACAUUUUUAACCCAAGAGGAAAUUUGAGAAAGUUUCAGGAUUUCUCUGGACAAGAUCCUAACAUUUUACUGAGUCAUCUUUUGGCCAGAACCUGGAAACCAUACAAGAAACGUGAGACUCCUGAUUGCUUCUGGAAAUACUGUGUCUGAAGUGAAAUGAGCAUGUUAGUCAGCUCAGAAACACCCACCUUAGAACAUGAAAAAUAACACAAUGCUUGAUUUGAAAAGUGUGGAGAAAAACUAGGCAAACUACACCCUGUUCAUUAAUACCUGGAAAAUAAAUCCUCUAUGUUUUGCACA
Molecule: messenger RNA, 630 nt
Organism: Pongo pygmaeus (Bornean orangutan)
Lineage: Eukaryota; Metazoa; Chordata; Mammalia; Primates; Hominidae
Gene: UTS2
Product: urotensin 2
Exons: 5
Coding region: 61-480 (139 amino acids)
Biological process (GO): regulation of blood pressure; blood vessel diameter maintenance
Cellular component (GO): extracellular region
Molecular function (GO): hormone activity
Source: RefSeq, a predicted model, not a curated record